AUGCCACACGGAAUGCACUUAAUACUGUUUGCAGCAGCAGCGUUCAUUGCGCAUGACCACUCAGUAGCGGAACAGAAGAUGAAAUGCCCAUCCAGGUGUGAUGUGAGUAAAUGUCCGAGUCCGAUCUGCUGGAGCGGGUACGCGCCCGACCGCUGCAAUUGUUGCGUUGUGUGCAGUCUGAGUGAGGGAGCACCGUGCGGUCGGAAGGAUCAUCCUCCAUGUGGCGACGGGCUUGAAUGUAAAUAUCCAGCUGGUAAGCGACUUUCCAAGAGUGUCUGCCAGUGUAAGACAGUCCAAAGAGUGUGCGGCAGUGACGGAAAAACCUACGACAAUGUGUGCAAGAUGAGAGCAGCCGCGCGAAAAGAGCAACAGCGGGGGCUCUCCAUAAUAACCCAAAGGCACAAGGGCUCAUGUGCACCAUCUCGGUCAGGUCGUGCACAUCAGAACAGCCCACGGCACAAGUUUAACUUCAUUGCUGAUGUGGUGGAGAAGAUUGCACCUGCUGUGGUCCACAUUGAGCUUUUCCUCAAUCAUCCUCUGUUUGGACCUAAUGUCCCGUUGUCAAGCGGCUCUGGGUUCAUAAUGACGCAGUCUGGUCUGAUUGUAACCAAUGCACACGUGGUUACCAGCAGUGCAACUGUAACGGCCAAACAGCAACUACGAGUGCAGUUACAUGAUGGCCAGACGUAUGAGGCAUCCAUCAGAGACAUCGAUAAGAAAUCUGACAUUGCCACCAUCAAAAUUAACCCAAAGCAAAAAUUGCCAGUAUUAUCACUAGGUCGCUCUGCUGAUCUUAGACCUGGGGAGUUUGUGGUUGCGAUUGGCAGCCCUUUUGCUCUUCAGAACACAGUGACGACCGGCAUCAUCAGCACAACACAGAGAGACGGAAAAGAGCUGGGCAUCCGUGACUCCGACAUUGACUACAUUCAGACUGAUACUAUCAUCAAUUAUGGCAGUUCUGGAGGCCCACUUGUUAAUCUGGAUGGUGAAGUGAUCGGGAUAAAUACACUAAAGGUGACUGCAGGGAUCUCUUUUGCCAUUCCAUCAGAUCGAAUCACUAAAUUCCUUGAUGAAUCUAAUCUUAAACUGCAAAAAGAUAUGGAAAGUUCUAAAAAAAGGUUUAUUGGAAUCAAAAUGGUCACUUUAACAGAGAACCUAGUCCAUGGGUUAAAAUGGCAUAAUCCAGAUUUUCCGGAUAUUGGCUCUGGAAUACUCGUACAUGAAGUUGUCCCAGAUUCCCCAGCUCAGAGAGGUGGGAUUGACACAGGUGACAUUAUAGUGAAGUUAAAUGGGCAACCAUUGGUCAACACUGGUGAAUUACUGGAGGCCAUUCAAGGAGAUACGCCCCUCCUUCUGGAAGUUCGGCGUGGAAAUGACGAUCUGCUUUUCAACAUUGAACCUCAAAUAUUUAUGCAGUGACAAUGACAGAAAUAUGUUAGUUGGCUGAUGAAGAUUAUGCAGAGAGAAGAAUAAUCUGAAGUCUAAAAAUAACAUAUCACGUUUGGUCUUCAGAGAAAAACAACUAAUGCCUAAUGGUACUUCUGAGCUCUUUGUAGCUGCAAUCUAAUUAUUGUAAUGUAACUUUAUUAAUCAAAUUUAUCAAAGUGACCUCUCGGUCAGGCCUCACUUGAACUAAGUAAAAAGGCCAGAGACUAACACAUUCUUGCAUAACUUCUUAUUAUUAUUUUUUACCUCAAUCAGUUGUAUUGUGUGAUGUUGUGAAGAUGCUUUUUAACCUCUUUUUUUUACUAUACUGAAAAUUAAAUCGCUUUUAAUUUGCUACCAAUACUUGAAUCAAUUGGAAAAAGUUUUUGAUUUUCCUCUGAUUGGACUUUCCUGUUCUCAUGACCAUUACAUGACAAGGACACAUGUAUGAAAAGAACUACAC
This is a messenger RNA of Triplophysa dalaica, 1888 nucleotides long. RefSeq names its product HtrA serine peptidase 3a (gene htra3a). Gene Ontology annotation, cellular component: extracellular region. Gene Ontology annotation, biological process: proteolysis. The coding region runs from base 1 to 1419 and encodes 472 amino acids. Gene Ontology annotation, molecular function: protein binding; serine-type endopeptidase activity. The record is from RefSeq and is a predicted model, not a curated record. The transcript has 9 exons. Lineage: Eukaryota; Metazoa; Chordata; Actinopteri; Cypriniformes; Nemacheilidae.